This is a messenger RNA of Umbelopsis ramanniana AG, 2233 nucleotides long. RefSeq lists its product as uncharacterized. Gene Ontology annotation, cellular component: mitotic spindle microtubule; HAUS complex. Bases 21 to 2141 code for a protein of 706 amino acids. Lineage: Eukaryota; Fungi; Mucoromycota; Umbelopsidomycetes; Umbelopsidales; Umbelopsidaceae. Gene Ontology annotation, biological process: spindle assembly. The transcript is spliced from 11 exons. The record is from RefSeq and is a predicted model, not a curated record. Gene Ontology annotation, molecular function: microtubule binding.
CGUUAUGCCUGAAUCGCAUAAUGUCACAUUCACAAACGUCUCCACGCCAUAUAUUAGCUGAAAACUUAUCCAUUCUUGGAUUCAAACCAACAAACAAUACGAACUCGCAUUACUCUGGGGUUAUAGUAAAUCAGGAUGCUUUCUCGGGUGCAAAUAACACCAAAGCAUUUGAGCUAAUGUCCUGGUUUCUGUUCAACAAGCUUGAUUCACACAAAGCGAAGAAGCUGUUUGCACACUGCUGGCCUAUUGUGGAUUACCGCUCGCAACCAAGAGAGUACCGAUCGGUAGCGUAUAAAUGGCUAGAAGAGCUGAAGAAGGAAAACAGGCUAGUAGGCGAUAUAGUUUUGAGGAGAAGCUAUCUUGAAGAUUGCAGAGGAGAGAGGAUCGAAAAAAUCAUGAUGGCCCUUUCGACCCUCGUAUUGAAGACAAUGAUGGAGAGAAGUCGAGAGUACUUGGAUGAGCCAAUGAUUGCGUUAAACAGUAAUGAUAGCAGUGUCCGACGAUUAAUGGAAUUAGAGGAAGCAACUAUGAAAGCAAACAAGAUUGUUGCCAAGCUUGAGGCACGACAUCAGCAAUUCAGGCUUGAUUCAGAAAACAAAGAACGCACGAUAAAGCAAAAACUUGAGAGAUUGGAUUCGUACCAGACACAAGUUGAGAGACAACAGCGCGAUGGAACCGGAAUUCCACACUAUAUACUACAAAUGACGAGCAAUAGUUCUUCAAGCUAUAUGGAACAACAAAUGUUGCAACGAAUGGAUACACUUGGCUCACUUUGGGAACAGUGUGCAGAUGAGCUACUGGUGGCAAGCAAGAGCUCUCUCAAGCUUAAUGAAGAUAGCAGCGUAGACUUUCCUCUUGAUGCGUUUUCACAGAUGUGGAUGGAGUCAUGGAACACUGUUCGCCGAAUUAAAAGCGAGAUGGCAAAUGAAGGUGAAAUAGAGAUGGAUACCCGACUAGUUACCUGGGCGGAAAGUCAAGCUGCAUAUCAUCAACGACGCACCAUUAAAGCAAAAGCGAUAAUAAGCAUGCUAGAGAAAAAUCAGUUGAAUGGGUUCAGCCAUGGUGACACCAACGUUCACAAUAUAUACCAACGAAAACGCAGUCUGGAUCUUGGAAUGGAAGAGAAUCGUCCAUGCACGAUACAAAUGCCUUCCUUAAAACGAUUCCGGUCUUCUGAGCACCGAGUGCAGGAUAUUAGAGAUUCAGUUCGCGAAAAAGUGGAUGCAAGCUACAAGGAAAGCAAUAGACAUGGCGCACAUGAAAAAAUUAAGCAUAAACCCUACAUAACGGGAGCGGCAUCAGAACUAUCACAGCUGUCUAGGAUUAAGUCACCCGUAGAAGCGCUUCAUCCUCCUGCAUCAGAAGCAAUAUCUACCAAACCGACUAUUCAAUACGAUAGAAAUGGCCGACGGAUACGGCCAGCUGCAGAGGGAACAACAUACGAGACAACACAAAAUAAGACCUUGCAUGCGAAAGCACCAAUAGAGCACAAGUCAGGAUCGUCAGGGGUGAAAUCAGGCUCCACCCCAAUCAACGAGCGUUUGUUCAAAGAAAACCGGGGAGGCAAGUCUGUACACACAAAGAAUGAAAUGACCAACGAUAAACCUACGAGGUCUUUGACACCAGGCCGUUCACUCUGCGAUGAGAUUGUCAAUCAAGUGAACAAACCACCUUUAUCCAUGAUCACUCCUCCAAGGUCAUACAGCCCGAAAACCAUUUCCUCCAGUGUACACCACAAUUUUGAGUCGCCGUCAUAUAGCAAAUUUCGUGAAUACAAGCGAAAGCUUUCGGCUGCCGUCGAUACGAGCGCUGAAGAACUGGAACCUACUGCAGCCGCUACUUCGCAGGCAUCUAUCCACAUGUCGCCUAUUCUUAGCAACACUAUAGGACAUAACUUCGAUAUUGAAGACGGAGAUAGUAAUAUCUUUGAGGGAUUUCAGCAAUUCGGCGCUCAAAGUACUCCGCAGAAACCUAGAUUUAUGGAGGGUGGUCUGAAUAGAUCCAUUUUAUCAACAGCUGCAGUGAGCCCUGCCAACAAUUCUCUUCUGGCUUAUAACGCUGCCAUCGACGAUACCAGCGUUUAUUUAUUCGGCGAAGUGCUUCCAGAGAACUUUGACGACGGCGUCGAUAUGACCUUGUAGAUACCGCCGCCGCAGCUAGACAUAUACUCCAGUCUCGCCAACAACCUACAUUGGCCCUGCUACUUGUAAAUAAAAUAAAAUCUCCAAUCAAG